UCAUGUGUCGACAUAGCAAUUAAUCUGUCUAUAAAUCAGAUCUUACCUCAAAGACCAAAAAACCCUAGUCGUACCAAAAUCUAGGGUUUACCUUGACCGGAUCUAGACACAUAAGCUGUUGAGCUAUGGAAGUGGUUGCUGCUGCUGGGUCAAUGGUGACGCAGAGUCAACAGACAUGGGCUUGCUCUGUCACUGAGUCGCUUCUCAUCCUCGUCGGAAAGAAUCUGGCUUGUCUGCUCCUUGUGGCAGAAUCAUUGCUAAUGGGGUUAAUUGCUGUUGACCAGAGCUUGUCUCUGAAGGAGGGUUACAAAAGAGGAAGCCGUGUUGAGGAAAACAAAGAUGCCAGUGACAGUGACGAUGACGAUGAUGAUGAUGAAGACGCUGAUGAGGAUGACGACGAUGAGGAUGAUGCUAAUGAUGAAGAUUUCUCAGGGGAAGAAGGGGAAGAAGCUGAUCCAGAGGAUGAUCCAGUGGCCAAUGGUGGAGGAGACAGCGAUGAUGAUGAUGACGACGAUGAUGAGGAGGGUGAUAAUGAUGAUGAUGGAGAUGAGGACAAUGAGGAUGAGGAAGAAGACGAGGAUGAGGAAGAUGAUGACGAUGUUCGCCAGCCACCCUCGAAGAAGAGAAAAUGAAUCAUGUGUUAACAAGUGUUUGUGCUUUGGAUGGUUAAGACUUGAAGAGGAUGAUCUUCUGUGUUGGUUUAAGUAGUGUAGGGAUACUUCUUGUCCUCUUAUUGAGAUUUCAUCUUGUGUUGGUUACCAUUUGUUGUCAUGUGUGAUUUUUUUCGAUGUGGAUUUUAGUUAUCUUCUGUGUUUAGAAUGCUUGGUCUCUUCUUCUUUUCUUUGUUUCCACAUCUGCCUACGGUGGUUAGCGGCAUGAAUGCCCACCGUGGUUGGCAGUUUCUUGGUUGCUGUUGA
Molecule: messenger RNA, 917 nt
Organism: Camelina sativa (false flax)
Lineage: Eukaryota; Viridiplantae; Streptophyta; Magnoliopsida; Brassicales; Brassicaceae
Source: RefSeq, a predicted model, not a curated record